Messenger RNA from Daphnia magna, 835 nucleotides. RefSeq lists its product as uncharacterized. Bases 114 to 512 code for a protein of 132 amino acids. NCBI's taxonomy places the organism in Eukaryota, Metazoa, Arthropoda, Branchiopoda, Diplostraca, Daphniidae. The record is from RefSeq and is a predicted model, not a curated record. The transcript is spliced from 3 exons.
AACUACUCACGCGGGAGUAGUUGUGUACACAUCUAUAUAAAAGGUGACGACCAUUCGGCGAAGUUCGUCAGUUUUACUCCAUCUCGAAUCCAGGAUUCAAACCGAGAAGCGUCAUGAAGGUCUUCUUUCUGACAUCGAUGUUUGCUGUGUUUGCCAUGUAUUCGUCUGUCUGUGAUGGAUUACCUUCGCCUGAAGCAGAUCCCUAUAGAUACGAAACUGCUGGGAAAGACACUCGGCAAGCAGUGGCGGACUGGGGAAAGGCCGUACUGACAGUCGAUAAACCGUCUGCCAUGGGAUUUCCUGAAGAGAACGGCAAAGGAGGGCCGACCUAUCCGGAUACAUUCUUUGGGGCCUACCGGAUGAAACCCAACUACCGGAACGAGGAAGAUUCAUUGGUUCUUUUGUUGGAACAAAUUCCUAAACAGACGCCGUACAAUCCAAUUCCAUACGCUAUUUAUAACCAAUUAAGUGCUGACAAUGUAGCUAUUUACGACAACGGAAUGACGUAUUAGAAGAACCCGUUUUUGUUCCGUCCUUGCUAAAAAGAGGCAAAAAGCAAUUAGUCUUUUUACACAAACGUAUAUAGCCUGUUCAUACCACAGCAUUCGUUAUUCGCGCUUGGAAUUCUUACUUGGAUGGCCGAGGAGGACAGCCUUAAAGUGUAAUUAACGGUACACAUCACUUACUCUUUAUUUCACGUGUGCUUGUAUGGUACGAACGAUUUUUUUUUCCUCUUCUCGUUCAACCAAAAUUAUCCUAUUAUCUUUUGAUAAACUCCUAUUUAAUAAAAUACAUUGAAGGUUUCAUCCAUGAAAAAUAUAAUGGUUCAAUGAUG